AUGUAUCCACAGUCAAAAAGAGAGGUUAGAAAUUGCAAAAUUAUCAAAACCGUGUUUGCUUGCUGUAAGGAGUUUUUUAUGCAGACUAGCAUUCAUGGUCUUAACCACAUCGCUGCUCCCAGAAGACAUUGGGCUGAGAGAAUCGUAUGGGUAUUCAUCACAGCCAUGGCCGUAUGGGGAGUCGUGGACAUCUCUCUGGGGCAGUGGCAACGUUACAAUGAUAAUCCAACAGUGGUGACUCUUGAAAAGGAUUUCAGGACUUGGAGAUUUAAUAUACCAGCUUUAACUGCUUGCGAACAGGAUAGAGUCAGUAUGGAGAAAGUGCCCAAUGCAAUAAAAUCUCGAUGGAAUAUUGGAGAAGAAGAUCAAAAAUAUGAAUAUUAUCACAGAUUUAUAAAAACUGUUGCGAAUUCAGAUUUAUUUCAUUUGAACGGAUAUGCAGAGUUCAAAGAUGAUGCUACUCUAAAUGUUAAUUUGUACGAAUUGGCUGUUGAGGUGUUGCCAGAACAUCGCAUCAAAAUGGGUUCAUCAGAAACUUUACUACAGAAAUGGAUACCAAUUAUGACGGAAGCAGGCGCAUGUUAUACUAUUAACUCUAUCGCUGUAGCAGAUGUCGCUUUAGUAAAACCUGACAAAAAUAAUACACUCCAAGCCCCUACCACGUGCAAGUAUUCUUCACAAAGCUGUUACAUCAUGGUCGAGAGCGCUGCAAAAAUCGAUUAUUACAUCCACUCCCCAUACGAUGUGGCUAAUGUUAUGGUAACUCCAAGUACUGUCUAUCCAUCGCUCAACCGCUAUACUGAGUUGAGUUCUAUGGAAACGAGAACCGGACUUGGUGUUAGAGAGCUACCUCCAAAAACUAGACACUGCCUAUAUACAGAUGAGCCUGUGAAACCUUCUAGAAAAGUGUACAGCACGCAUACCUGUCGUCAAGAUUGUAGAAGUCGGUUGGCGCAGAAGCUGUGUGGGUGCAAGCCUUUCUAUUAUUUCUAUGAUGAUGGUCCAUCCUGCACUCCAUCUGGUAUGUGGUGCUUGGCUGCGUAUUCCCAGACCCUCGCUAACUUCGGCGGUAUCAAAUGCGCUUGCAGCCAGCAAUGUUUGGGCUCUGUCUUCAGAGAGAUCUCUAAAGAAGAUCAGAUAUGGGAUCGAGGGCCAUUUCAAGCCCGCGGAGCAGUGCGCUUCACAGUCCAAGCUCCACGGACUAGAUACACCAGACACAUCGUCUUCCAUCUCCAAGACCUUGUUGUGUCAUUUGGUGGAGCGGCUGGACUUUUCUUAGGCGCUAGCUUCAUCAGCUUCGUUGAAAUCGGCUACUUCUUGCUGGAAAAACUUUUUCGUGGUCCUCCAACAAACACAAAAAUGGUACAGAAGCCUACAAUCCCAUAUGACGAAACGGUCAAAGAAAUUACAUGUAUUCUAGAAGAAAAUUUCAAUAAACGA
This is a messenger RNA of Brenthis ino (lesser marbled fritillary), 1440 nucleotides long. NCBI's taxonomy places the organism in Eukaryota, Metazoa, Arthropoda, Insecta, Lepidoptera, Nymphalidae. The record is from the annotation of a GenBank genome assembly.